AUGAAUCGACUGGACUCUAUCAAUUCAGAACUGAAUAACUGGGCAGCCCGAGUCUCUCCAAGCUCGGGCUAUGACGAAAUUCCAGCUAUGCAGCCUUUUCAAAUUAACGACCGUAUAAGACUUGAGCCAUACAAAGAGUAUGUUCACAGAUAUACAGGAUUUUGGGCUGCCGAUAUGUGGAAUCAAUAUCGCACAUCAAAGCUUUUGUUACACGAUAUGAUGCUGGCCCAUCUGUAUCCUGAAGCAACAUCUCCUAGUCCAAACGCAUCGGCGCAGAUAAAAUGCAUUGGAAUUCGAACCGAGAUGCGUGUCAUUGCUGAUGAUAUCUGUCACAGCGCGCCUUACAUCCUUGGACUUUUGAACCAAGAAAAACGUGAUGCUUCAGCCAUCCCUGUCAGAUCUUCCACCGGUGCCUUUUUGCUUUUGUGUCCUCUGACUGCAGCUGCUCUGGUUGAUCCAAACGCUUCAAAAGUCGCUGAAUUUUGUUUUCACUACCUGGAUGUCAUAUCGGAGGUCAUGGGUAUUCAUUAG
Molecule: messenger RNA, 531 nt
Organism: Penicillium malachiteum
Lineage: Eukaryota; Fungi; Ascomycota; Eurotiomycetes; Eurotiales; Aspergillaceae
Exons: 1
Coding region: 1-531 (176 amino acids)
Source: RefSeq, a predicted model, not a curated record